CUUCCUAAAACCCUCAACGGAAAAAGAAAAGCACUUUUGCUCGGAAAAAAUGGCUUCCCGACCAGACAUUCCACAAACCCUAAGGCACAAAUGUUCAGCAUGCUUUAAACUGUAUAAUAAGCAUGAGCAUCUAGUUGCACAUAUGAAGGACUCUUACCAUUCAGUUCAUGAACCUAUGUGUGGUGUCUGCAAAAAACAUUGCAAAACAUUCGAGUCACUGAGAGAACAUCUCUUAGGCCCUCUUCGGAAGUCUGGCUGUGCAUUGGUCUUCCUGGAUCGUGGUUGCCAUCUAUGCUUGAGUAUUCUCAGCAGUUCUGAUGCUCGUAGCAAGCAUUUGGAAACUUGUCAAAUGUUACCUGCAAAUCCUCAUGGUCUUAUUCCUCGAGUGUCUCUCUCAAACAAGCCCAUUAGAGACAAGGCAUAUUUUGGCUUAUACUCUGUAACCUGUGAAAUCCGAGGCCGUGAAGCAGUUGCCAUUGACUGUGAAAUGGUUGGGGGUGGAGAUGAUGGUUCGCUUAAUCUUUGUGCCAGGGUUUGCCUCAUUGAUGAAGAUGAGAAUAUGAUCUUCCAUUCUUAUGUCAAACCUCCAAUUCCCGUCACAGAUUACAGAUUUGAAAUCACUGGCAUAAAGGAAGAACAUUUGAAGGAUGCAAUGCCCGUGAAUCAAUUAAGACAUGAGAUUGAGGAAAUAUUGUUCAAUGGGGAGUCCAGUGGGAGAGUUUGGCUGGAUGGUGGGAAAGCGAGGGUCCUUGUUGGCCAUAGUUUACAUUAUGACAUCGUGUCUCUUGACAUGGAUUACCCUUCACACUUGCGCAGGGACUCUGCUGAAUACCUGCCCUUCAUGAAGACAAAUAAGAGCAGCCACUCGCUGAAGUACCUCACAAAAACUUAUCUAGGUUACGAGAUUCAAUCUGGUGUGCAUGACCCAUAUGAGGACUGUGUGGCUGUGAUGAGACUUUAUAAAAGAAUGCGCUCUCAACCUCACAAAGCCGAGGAGUGCACAACAUACAAUCCUUUUUUAGGUUUUACUCAGAAGGAGUUGGAAAGCAUGACAUCUGAUGAAUUGCUUGAUAUUUCGAGAACAGAUUACUAUUGCUGGUGCUUGGACGCAGUCCGCAAGGUAUCAGAGUAAUUGCAUUUACCUUUUGGGGUUUUAUCUUCACUCCAUAUGAGUUAGUCUCACCCAUAGAAGGACUUGUCAAAUAUGCCUUUCGUUUUAUGUUUUUCAGAAGCAAGAUCUAGCGUUUGUAGAUAGAAAAUGUUCAAAAUGUAUAGAUCCCAUUCUUUUUUGGUUUGUCCAUAGUUUUGCGGUCCUUGGUUACAGCUAGAAACUCAGUUCCAACUGAGGAAAAGUCGAUACUCUUCCAUUAAAGUUCAGUAUAUUUAGUGUUGUGAACUGCAGUUACAAUUGUCCCAGUCCAUGUUUACUAAGUGGUCUAAUGAUGAAACGUAUUGUUGUGUGGUCUUAUUUCUCA
This is a messenger RNA of Amborella trichopoda, 1475 nucleotides long. RefSeq lists its product as uncharacterized. The record is from RefSeq and is a predicted model, not a curated record. Gene Ontology annotation, molecular function: 3'-5' exonuclease activity; nucleic acid binding. Lineage: Eukaryota; Viridiplantae; Streptophyta; Magnoliopsida; Amborellales; Amborellaceae. Gene Ontology annotation, biological process: rRNA processing. Gene Ontology annotation, cellular component: nucleus.